AUGACAACACGACGACGUUCGUCGCGUAUCGCUAACUUAUCAGAGGAGAAGCCGGAAGAUGACUUCAUUGCCCCGGAAACGAAGCAGACGAGAGGGAAAAGAAGCAAGAAAGAAGGUAAAGUUUAGUCGCACUUGGAAUGGCUCGAAGCUGCGCGGUCGCGUCGCGGAGAGAUUCAGAAGCUUGAGCUGGAUUUUGUCUUUUACUGCAGGAAGUGUAGAAAGCCGGACUGGCUUUAUAAAAACCGUCUCGCAGCCGUUACGCGUUGAGACCUUUCGCGUUUUGAUUUGAUAAAAAUUGAUAUUUUACAUCCUUAACUGUGUUGAUUAUUGUCUAUCUAACUUUUGAUGUUAAGCAACUGCUCAAAAAGAUACAAACGAACAUGUGAACACCCCUCGUCCAGCUCCAAAACGUCGAGGAAAAGCACCUGCGCCGAUUCCAGAGAUAGAUCUUGAUGAAGACGAAGAUGAAGAGGUUUUUUUUGGAUAAGAAACCUCUAAAAUGCUUUUUUUCCAGGAAGUAGAAGAAAGUUCGCCACCAAAAAAGUCGAGACUGGCUAAGGCGAAGAAAGAAGAAGAGGUACUGCCUUGGAAUUAAUGACUUUUAGAUUGAAAUUUUUCUUGAAGGUUCAGGAUUUUUCGCAGCCGAAAAAAACGACGCUGACCAGAAAUAGGAGACAAGUUUCGAAGGUUUCUCCUCUUUAGGGGUUUUUAAAAAUUAAUACAUCCUUUCAAGAUUGACGAAAAGAACCUUCAAGCUGAGAAGAGAGAUCCUGAAGAUUCUGAGGACGAUUCUCCGGUAUUUUAAGUGAAAAUUUGGCCCAAUAAUUGUUUUUUUUUUUUGAAGAUGGAGGAAGUUUCGCCAGUCAAAAAGUCGACAAGAGCGAAAAAUGGAAAAGGAACGACAGGAAAUAAAAAAAAUGUAUUGAAGGUUGGUUUUUUUUUCAGCUGAUUUCGAAGAUUUUCAUUCAAGAAAGAAGAAAAAAAUCAAGUCUUCGAGCUGAAAAAGAAAGACCAUGAAUCCGAAGAUGAUUCUCCGGUAUUUUUUUGAAAAAAAUUGUUCAAUAAUUUUUAAUUCAAUAAUUAUAGAUGGAGGAAGAAGUUUUGACUGUCGAAAAAAGCCGACAAGGGCGAAAAAAAUGGGAGAGUAACCAAAGAAAAAUGGGAAAGGCUCAUUGAAGGUUACUUUUUUUCAAAACGAUUAUCAAAAAAAUUACAUUUUAGAAAGAAGAGAAAUUGAACGUUCAACCUGAAAAGGAAGAUCCUGAUUCUGAGGAUGAUUCUCUGGUAUUUUGAGUCGAAAUUGGAAUUAAAAAUGUUUUUUUUUUGUUGAAGGAUGAGGAAGUUUCGCCACCCAAAAAAGUGAAACUUGCUGAUGAGGAUAAAACAAAUGAUAAUGGAAAAGUUUCGAAGGUUUUUGGCUUUUUUUUUAAAUGUUUGAGUUUUUUUUUAGAAAGAGGAGAAGUCAAGUGUUCAAGUCGAGAAGAAAAGUUUGCCUGAAGUGAAAAAAUCGGAUACUUCUCGUCCUACAACUUCUUCAGGUAUUUCUUUUUCAGGCUGUUGAAAUUUUUUUUUGUAGGAAAGAAGUAAAAUGAUUUUACCAAACUAGAAAAAUAAUUAUUAUUGGAGAAGUCAUUAAAAUAAUUUUUUCGAAACUUCAAAUUUUUUUUUCCGAGCUCUAGGUAUUUGUGUGAAUUUUCUACUCUCACAAUCCAUUGUGUCAAUAAAUUUUUUGGCGAUUUCAAGAAACUUAAAGCGACUCCAAAAAUACCUACUUCAAAAGUGUUCCACUCAAGAAUUUGGCAACGUUUCCUUUCCUAAAGGAGACUCUCAAAGUUCCUCCAGAACAAAACUUUGCAGAAAAAAAACUAUUUAAGGUCGUCCUAGAAGAGCUGCUGCCGCAAAAGUUUCCUUCGGAGGAAAAGAUUAUGAAGAAGAAGACGGCAUUAUGAUGCCCCUGUCUUCGUCUUCUUCGAGUUCCGAAGAAGACAGCGAAGACGAAUUCGACUUCGAAGUGGAGAUCGAAGGAAAAAAGAAGAAGGAUCCUGAUGAAAGUGACAAGAAAGGACUUACCGAAACUGUUAGGCGCAAAUCAAAUGUCCAGAAAAAGGUAACUCAUAUCUCCCCGUCCAGAUAGUUCAUGAAAACUAUCAGAACUUCCAUCCGUCUUCCGAUUCUGAAUCUGAAUCUGAAGACUUUGACUCGGAUUCUGGGGAAGAGGAAAACGAAGUUUCGGACGAAGACGUCGGAAAUUCGCGUCGACGCUCCAGUGCUCCAGCUAGAAAAGGAUUCGCGCGUUCAAAAAAUGCCGGCUCGCGUCGCCCGAAUAACCGCAAAGAAACGAAUGGGAAAGACCCGAUUUGUGAGUUUCUAUUGGAAAAAAAGAGAGUCUGGCUUUUGGUAAGAUUUUUUUACAAGUAAAACUUUCCAAGUAUGAUAGUCAAGACAAGGGCCCGAGGCGUUUGAAUUUCGGUUUUCAGAUACCUCUGAUCUUGAAACUGUUACGAGAAACUUUGGUCAGAAGUCAUUGCGAAAAAGUUUACUUAUUUGGAAAAAAAAACGAAAAUUAAGGCGGUUGUCAAUAAGUUUCUGACCUAACUCGUCAUCUUUUGUUUACUUAUCGACAUUUUGUAAGAAUUUUUCUUCAGAGAAAUAGGGAUGAAGUCCAGGAUUUGGGGAAAAACGACUUUCAUAAAUUCAAAGGCGAGUUGGUAAGAAUUUUCAGUGAAGCCCAGUUUAGUCUCAAAAAUCUUUUAUAGACUUUGAACAAUUUUUUUUCAAAUUUGUCUGUUUCUUACUUUUUUUCUAUCCGUUCAGGGCCAAAAUGCAGCGGCGCAAACAAGAAACGUCAACCCACCAAAACGAAAAGCUCUGGUGGGGGCGAAAGGUCCGGUGGAUCUAGAGGUCUUCGUGUGCACUCGGCGGUUCGGAGAAAGAACACUUUUUUCAUAAUUUUGAUAUCUUUCCAGGCCAAGCCAGACCAACCGUGGAAGAAAAACUUGGACAACUAUCAGAAGGAACGCAAAAUGGCCAAGGGUGAAAGAAGGAUGCGCGAGUUUAGGUUCUCUCAAAAAAAAGCUUUUCUGUUCUUUACGGUAUCACUUUCUAACAUUUGAAAGCCCGCAAUUUUUCGAUAUUUUUCCAAUUAGCUUCAGGAUUAUGAUUUAUGGCCAAAGAUAAGAUCGUUUUUUUUUUAAAUUAAUUUUUAUAUUUAUAAUUUUGGCUUGAGCUUCCCCGACAACUUCCAUGAACAGUAUUUCUACUUGAAACUGUGAAUUUCCUAAAAAGUUAGCCAGAAUACUUUUAACGUAACAUAUGAAGGUUCUGGAAGUCUCGGUCUGCGAUAAAUUAUUAUUUUUCCAAAAAAAGAAAUUCUCAAAGUUUAAAAAAAUAACCAACUUGAACGGCGUUUCAUCUUCUUUCUUAUUAAAGAUCUAUUAAUCGCAAUAUAGGAAACUUGCUAGAUUAAGACCUUCUGUAUUUUAAUUCAUAACAUGAAUUUCUAUUCCAGUGAAGCUUGAAAAAAAAUUAACGCCUCUAUCAGUAAGAGUUACUGAACCAAAUGUGCUUCUUUAGGAUCGUCUCGCGAUCUUUGGCUAAGGGACGAAUCGAGGAAAUCUCUUAUGAAGAGUGUCAUAAGGUUCUUAUAAAUUUAAAAAAGUGUAUUAAAAAAGCUCGGUUUAAGGUUCUACAAGAACUGAAAAAAGCUUACCACGAGGGCCAGAAACUGAUCAGCGUUGUUGAAAAGGAGGAGCGACGGGCUGAAGCUGAAGAAAAAGGAGAGAAAGGUUAAUUUUUCGAUUUUAAGAAAACUGAAAACAAAAUGAAAAUCUCCAGAAUCUUCCUCGGAAGACGAAUGGGAAGAAAUGGAACAUUUUCAGCCGGUGGCCAAUGACCAAAUGGUUUUUCCUUAUUUUUGAAAUGCUUCAUUCUCCUCGUUUAGGUGGAAGUGACAAUGGAGAAGCAAGAAGAGGAGAAAGAUUGGUGGGCCAUUUAUCUGCGCCAAGAAACGAACAAAGCCAUCCGUCAGAAUUAUGAGAAUACCCAUAAGGUUCGGCUUUUUGGAGAUCUGAUCUAUACGGUUGUUCAAGGCUCAUAUUCUAUGUUAUUUGGCGCAGCUGAACUCUCUCACCCGUUUUUCGUUGGAUGAAAGCUUGGUUCCAUCUUUGCUCAUUUCUCAGGUAUUUUUGAUUCUUUAUGAAUGUUUGAACAAACAAAAGAGACAUUUACAAAAUUUGAAGAAUAAAAGUUCUUUUUUCUCGCCUUGAGUUUUUGGUGCACCAACCCUAGAUCUAGGCGCACCUUCUCCACUUUUAGGUGCACUCCUCUUCAAUUACCAUUUUUUCUUCCCUUGUCUUGCCUUUAUUCUUCACAAGACUUGCUUAUAUAGAUUUUAAGAAAAUAAAAUAACAUGGUAUUAUAAAACAAAAUUAAUUUGUAUACUUCUAUACGAUUGACUAAUCCAUAGAAAACAACAAAGCCGUUUCCAAUACGUUCCUAAAUGAGUCAAAUAAAAUGAGAAGAAGUCUCUUCAUCUUUUUUACUGGUUCACAUUUUUUACUGGUUCACAUCUUUUUUACUGGUUCACAUUUAAAGUUAAAAUCUUAAAAGCAAGUCAUGUCAGGCCGACAAAUGAAUUUCAUUUAAUAAUAAACGAGCUGAAUCGCGUUGAGAACGAAAAAGUUGAAAACGGCUGAUUUUGAAGAUUUUAUCAGAAUGAAUGAAAAAAAUUGGGUUUCUUGAACUAUCAGGGGACUCUAUAAUAGUUAUGAAAUUUCCAGCUUCCGUCCGGCUACCUGAAGUAUAUUGGAGAACCUCUGCCGAUUGAUGUCGCGAAAAAGUUGGUGAAAUGGUACACGGACGCUUUCAGGGUUAGUUUCAUAUUUUUCUGAAAAGUUAGUUGGGUUUCUUGAAAUCAAAAUUUCUUUUCCUUUAUUCUGCUUUUCUAUUUUGAAGUUCUUAUGCGUGAAAAAACUGUAAAUUUUAUGCGAAAUUGAUCUUUUUUCAGCCCCUCAACGGCGUCAUCUCCAUCACAGCAUAUGAAGAACAACUUCCGAAAGGCCAAGAAGCCCGUUAUCCAGCUACUUCUAGGUCUUUUUUUUUCAAAAAUGAUAAUUUUCGAUUUUUUAGACUCACUGCGCUGGUUGCGGCGAAAGCUUACGAAACGGACGUCGAUCGCGCUGUGGUAAUUAGACUCAACGUUUCAAAAUCACUGUUUUUAGCUUCUUUUCUGUCUUCUGGUUGGAAUGGAAUGUACGGCUCGACUUUGCGUCAAUGCUCGAGUUGUUCCUCGAGUUUGGAACAAGGUAAAAUCAAUGAAAUGUACUUAUAGCUGAUUGAAAAAAAGAGGCCAAACUUUCAUUGAUUAUGUGAAUUAUCUAGGCGAUGAUCGAAGAGCUGGAGAAAGACAUGGAGGUCUUCCGCGAACGGAGCAAAACUCCGCCUGCCAAGGAUUCUGGGGAAACUUCGACUCCUUCCAAGGAAGAUAAGACUGGCGAGGAAUCGAAGAAGAAGAAAGGAAAAAAUUCCAAGGCCAAGCCUUCACCCUCGAAAACCGUUGAACGGAAUUACUGGGUCGAGUAUUGGUGCACAAAGCAGAAGAGAUGGAUUUGUCAGUUUUUGGGAAAAAUGAUAAAAUUUCAAGAGGAAUAUUAGGUAUGGACCCACUGGAAGGGACUGUCGACGAGCCCCUGGAAAUGGCCAAAAAGGCAUCUUCUCCAAUGACCUACGUCUUCGCCAUCGACAACAGUAAUUUCAUCGUGAUAGUCCUUUAAAUUUUAAUUGUGUUAUCAGAGAGAGGAAUCUGUGAAGUGGCUCAACGGUAUGCUCUUGACUGUGUCAAGGGAGAUUUCCGACGUCGUCGAACUGAUCCAGUUUGGCUCACGAACACGCUGCGCUUGCCGGUAAUGAUCAUCUCUGGCUUCAAAUUCAAUUUAGAAGUUAUACAUUAGGAAAAAGUGCUCAAUCAGAAAGAUUUUGAACUUAAAAAGUUCAGUAAAGUGUUUUCAAAUAAUUUUUUUGUUUCUGGAGCUUUAAUUUUUUUCAGAAACUCACAAAUUUAUCUUCAAAAAAACCUUGAAUUUGAUUUUUCGAAAUCGUUCACAAUCAAAAAAACCUUUUUUUCAAGAAAAAGUCUUCAGAUGUUUGCCGCAAAUGAAAACCGAGUGAAACUGGAGAAAAUGCAGAUGCAUGAGGAUCUGGUCAAGCGCCCAUUGCCGACGACCAUUUCCGAGUUCAAGAAUCAUCCUUUGUAAAUUUUUAUCCAUUUUUGAGCCUUUUUGAGUGUUUAGCGUCGAUUAACAUAAGAAAAAAAAAUCGGGAAACCGAAAAACCGAAAAGCUCAAUUUUUUUUUACUCAAGUGGAGAGUUUCAAUUUUUGUUCAAAGAAAAAAUAUCUUCACUGUUUUUCAUCAUCAAUCAAACUUCGUUGAUUCAUUUUGAGGUUGUUUAAUAAGAGGAAAUGAAAGUUUUUAUUGUCCUAUUCGAAAGAUCAUUUUUCAACUUUAAGAUAUGUUUUGGAGAAGGAUCUCCUCAAGUUCGAAGCGAUUUACCCACCUCCAAGCGAACAGAAGCCUUUGGGCGAGAUCCGAGGCCACAAAGUCUAUCCUCGUUCUACAGUCUUCACUUGCCAAGGAGAGCUCAACUGGGUGAAACUCGCUAGAAGUGUCAAGGUCCGUUUCCGAAGUUUUUUUUUAAUUAGGCUGGCUUGCAGUGAAUAGACUGCAAAAAGCACAACAAUUCAAAAAAAAAAUUUCCGAUAGCUUUCUUUUUUUUUAUUCUGAUAGCAUAUGUUCGGAUUUCAGAGAAAAGCUGAACAUCCCUUAAAAAAAAAAUUAAAAUAUUCGUUUCUAGAAUUCAGUAAUCAUACAUCUUCCAUAUGAGUCGAUUUUUAUUGCCGAUUUCAGAUUGGCGAAAAAGGGUACAAAACUGUGAAAGCGCGACCAGAUCCCAGGGUUCCUGUCGAAGAUCGAGUCGACCGUUUCAUGGACGUUUUCGGCUUUUGGCAAACAGAGACCUACCGACGUCCGGUCGUCAAAAAUGUAUAAAAGAGUUCAUGUGACAAGGAAAUUUAUUGGAAAAAUAGGGGAAAAUUCCGCGCAACGAGUACGGAAACGUCUACAUGUUCCAGCCGAAAGUGAUGUGUCCCGUUGGAGCGACUUAUCUCAAGCGAGUUUUUUGAGAAGUGUACGAAAGAAAAAAAUUAGUGCGGUUCAAGUUCAAGUAUGAAGUUGAAAGUAAAAACUUAAAAGUAAAAAAAAAAAGUUUUAUCGAUUUUUUUAUUCUUUCCCUCAGAGUGAUAGCUUUGAUUAGAAUGAGGGAUAUCUACAGUAAACCAAUUUUUUGUGAAAAAAAGGAAAUUUAGGAAAAUAUGUGUUGAAAGUGAAGUGUUGUAAUGAACUGAAUUCGAAAAAUUAGCUCUUUCGUUUUGAAAAAAAUCUUCAAUCUUAAAAAGUUAAAUAAGAUUUUUAAGGAUAGGAUAAGUAAGAUUCUUGAUUUUAUUGAAAUGCAGCUGUUAAUAAUUCUUUUUGAUUUCACCAUUGGAACUAAAGAAUAAAAGAAGAAAUAAAUUUUAAAUAAAAAUCAGCGUCUUUUUCAGUUCUUCCUGAUUCGAACACAUUUUUUUUCAAUUUUUUUCGUUUCUCAUCUCUGAAUUUCAGGCUUCCCGGCCUGAUGCGGAUCGCCAGCCGCUUGAACAAAGAAUGUGUGAAUUGUGUGGUCGGCUGGGAUUUCAGUGGCGGAGCUACUCAUCCUGUGUGAGUUUUUGUCUCUUUUUUUGAAUCUAUUUAUUUUUCAUUGGAUUGUUUUUAGGAUCGAAGGCGCUUGUGUUCUUGACAAGGACGUUGAACUUUUCAAAUCGGAAUGGAAUCGUCUUGAGGCCGGUAGAGCCGCCAGGGAAGAGAAGGUUAGGAUGAGUCAAAAUUUUUCUUUCUCAUUUCCUUUCUGUUGAGUUCAGUAAAUUUGUGAAGUAGUUUUGGCAGUAUAAUAAAGUAGAGCAUGUAGCAGAAUUUAUAUUUAAAAAGAUUUUCCGAAGUUUCGUUGAUCAAACAUCAAAAUACUUCCACGAACCAGAAUCCCAGAGCUUUCUGGGCAGAAUCAUGGAGAAAUGAGCCAGAUACAAUCCGAGAACGAAGUAAAUUGUCUGAAAUUACUUGAAAAAAAUUUUCUCGAUCAAAAAAAUGAGUACGUUUUUAGAAGCGCAUUGACCGUAUCUAUGAGAACUGGCGGAAGCUGAUCCGCGGCGCGCUUCGCUUGAACUACGUCCGAAAAAGAUUCGGCGCCGACGCGAAGUUGGAACAAGCUCCGGAGGCCGAAGGGGCCAAGGGCAAAACCAAGAAGGGACAGGUAAAAAUUUAGAUUUUAACCUAGCGUAUAAUUCAUGAAGUUUUUUUCGAGUACAAGCCAAGGAGAUGUAUAUUUUAUGAAAAAAUCGGAAAAAAAAACUGAAGGUUGAUAAAUUUUGAAAGUGCUUUUCGAACGACAAAGAGUUGUUAAAAAUCAAAAACUCUUUUUGAAUAUUUUUAGAAAAGCCUUGAAGAAUUCCAAGAGAAUUGUUAAAAAAUCUAUCAAGCCCUUCAUUAAUUUUGAAAAAGUGAGAAAGAAACUUUCUGCAACUUUUUUCCUAUUUUCUUUCAUUUGAUUACAUGAACUUUCUUUUUCCAGGGAAAGAAAAAGAAAGACGAAGCGGCUACGAAGAACGAGUCAGCGAACGAAUCUUCGUCGUCUUCUGGAAAUAUCGUCGACAACACGGCCCAAGCUCGUCCAAUGGAAGGAUUUUCCCUCGAUGACCUCAUGAAAUUUUAA
Messenger RNA from Caenorhabditis auriculariae, 8799 nucleotides. Lineage: Eukaryota; Metazoa; Nematoda; Chromadorea; Rhabditida; Rhabditidae. The record is from the annotation of a GenBank genome assembly.